AUGCUGUUCUGGUCAAUGUGUAAGCAGCUGCUGUGGAUCCCGCUGAAUGCGGAGUCAUUUUGUGGACGUGGAGAAAAUUCAGCUAGGGGCCCGGGUCCACAGGGCUGGGUGGCCACGUGGCAUGGACGGGUACGCAGCUGUGCCAUCUGCCUGGACAUUGGUUCGUCCGCUCGUCAGAACGUUCGUUCAAAUUACUUAGGCAACUUCGAUGAAGCCUUUGGCGAGCUCAAAAAAGCUCAUGAAUGUGUGAAAAUCCUGGAGCAAUGCCAAGUACUAGAACAAGAUACUGCCAUGGAGAACACGACUACGCGAAGGGAAGCAACAAGUACGCAAUCAAUACAGCCCACGAUUGCUUCUCGUCCUUUGGUGCGGACCUCCAUUUCUUGUCCUCGAUGCUGUGUCAUUGAUUUACUUGCUGUUCUCGGCAACUAUGUCCUCGCACUCUAUCGAGUAAGCCUGCUUUUCUUCCUAAUCCGAGUGUUCUCCGUUCCCAAAUUUCGGAUCAUAUGGUGGGCGGUCAUGGGAUGGGUGGUACUAUCGGUAGUGACUAUUAUCCUAAUAAUACUAUUCCAAUGUUGGCCGAUCAACUACAACUGGGAAGGAGUCUUUGGGAACUUUGGCGAGCACAAGUGCUUUGACACCAACGUGCUCGCUUAUGCUGCCGCCGGUAUGGGCAUCGCUCAAGACGUUACCAUCCUCAUCCUGCCACUACCGAUUAUUGCACAACUCAACAUGCCGCGAAGAAAGCGCCUUUUAACGUUGUUCAUGUUCAGUGUGGGUAUCUUCGUGGUGCUUGCCAGCUGCUUCCGCCUCCACUAUUUGACGCAGUUCGCCAAGUCCUUGAAUCCAACGUGGGAUUAUAUCAAUCUCGUCAUUUGGACUUCGCUCCAGGUGAAAGUAACGGUCGUCGUGCUAUGUUUGCCUACUGUGAAGAUGAUAUUCGCAAAACUUAUUCCAUCUGUGUUCGGCACGAACCAGAAGUCCACCACAACCAAUACAUUCACACCGCACUCAGGAUCAAGGUCUGCAAGGAGAAACAAGUACGAAGAUUUAUCGGACAACGCCGCAUCACUUCAAACCGCUCUUCAGCCUUGGGAAAGUGAUAUCGAGCUAUGCAGCGAUGUUGAAAGCGUUUUAUCAUACUCUCCUACAACGCACAACGACGAAGUCAAGACGGGCACGGUGGCAUUCGCUCUACCCACGCCUGAGCGGGGCUGGAGAUAGCGUUAUUGCUCCAAUCUGCCCAUCUUAGCGCUGGUCGCUUCUGGUGCCUCCUUCGAGGGACAAAGUGUUUCAAGG
This is a messenger RNA of Truncatella angustata, 1299 nucleotides long. RefSeq lists its product as uncharacterized. NCBI's taxonomy places the organism in Eukaryota, Fungi, Ascomycota, Sordariomycetes, Amphisphaeriales, Sporocadaceae. The record is from RefSeq and is a predicted model, not a curated record. The transcript is spliced from 4 exons. Bases 1 to 1224 code for a protein of 407 amino acids.